Scatophagus argus is the source of this 2012-nucleotide messenger RNA. RefSeq names its product tumor necrosis factor receptor superfamily member 14-like. The record is from RefSeq and is a predicted model, not a curated record. Gene Ontology annotation, biological process: positive regulation of peptidyl-tyrosine phosphorylation; positive regulation of T cell migration; negative regulation of alpha-beta T cell proliferation. The transcript is spliced from 9 exons. Gene Ontology annotation, cellular component: external side of plasma membrane. Gene Ontology annotation, molecular function: protein binding. The coding region runs from base 1058 to 1906 and encodes 282 amino acids. NCBI's taxonomy places the organism in Eukaryota, Metazoa, Chordata, Actinopteri, Scatophagidae.
AAUACUGACAUUCAGAAAGGAAGAUGGAACAUGUCAGUGUGAGUCUGAUAGUGUUAUCUAGAGAGCUGAAGAGACGACUGCAGAGGUGGAAAUGGCUGAGACUGUGAGAGAUGUUCACUUGCUGGUCACAUGGAAAACAGAAGAACAGAAACAUGAAGUGCUGCAUAUUGGAAGGAUGGAAAAUGUUCAGUGAAAGAAGGAUUCCAGGAGUGUUUACUUGGAGAGAAAGUUCAAAUGGGACGCAUGAGCUUCCAGUGAGGUCCUUCAUGCUACAGACAGCAGAGGGACGGGCAUAUAGCAGCGGUCUGCACAGGAAGUCAGGAAGUUGAGCAAGUAAAGUUGAGUUUCCAACAGAAGCUAUGCAGAGGCAGUGAAGAGGGUACAAGCACAAAGGGAAGAGACCGGAGGAGUGAACCAAUCUGUGAAAUGAGGUGAUCAGACAGAGAAACCUAACGCAGCACUGAUGGUGGAUGAGCUCAUUUUGUUCAUUGACUGUGGAAUCAAUUGUUCCAAUCAAGUCCAACAAAAGCACAGAGAAACUUUGAGAUAACUGAGACCAUAAAAGGAAAAGAGGACCUGAUUAUUCUGCAGUGGGAUGCAGGAAGUUUAAUGGCAAAGAGAUAAAAACACACAGAGAGGGGGAUGGGCGGAUUGGGGAAAGGAACAGAACUGGAAUGGAAACUGAACUGCUUGUUAAGUGGACGAUACACAUUAAGUGUUGUCUUACAGUUAGGAGGGAAAGUGAUGUGCACAUGUUAUAACAAAUAACAUGUUGAGGGCUGAUUGUCAUGAUGACAGCGCGAUGGCAGCUGAAGAGUUCAUGGAGAAUAAAAAUGUUAGCUUACACGACAGACGUUGUAUAAGAACAAACGGGGAGGCGCUACGUGAUACUUUGCUUUCGAUUUCAGCUUCCCGGGCGAACAUUUUGUGACGAGCCGUUUGAAUUUGAAAUAUCAUCAGAGGUUUCCAGAGGGCGUCCUUGUUCUGGAUUUUACUCGUCAGCUCAUCCCAAACCUCGGCUGAUGAUGUCUUCAGCCCUUGAAGACUGUCGUGUAAAAUGACGUGCAGAAGAACAUCAGUCAGAGCUGCAGCUGUGCUGAUGAUACUUGUGAUGAAUGUCUUCAGAGGACGCUCCCUCACAUGUCGUCGAUUAGAGUAUCAGAUAGGGACUGAAUGCUGUCCCAUGUGUCUCCCUGGAUUUCGAGUUAAAACACACUGCACUGAGUUUAAAAGUACUUCCUGUCUACGUUGCACUGAGGGAACCUUCAUGAAUCAUCAUACUGGUCUUCCACAGUGUUUCACAUGUACAAACUGUGAUGCAGCUUCUGGUUUGAAAUUAAAAACUUCAUGUACAGCAACAUCAGAUGCUGUGUGUGAGCCACUGGAGGGAUUCUACUGCAUGGACUCUGCAGAGGAGGGCUGUAAGGCAGCAGAGAAACACUCAAGCUGUCAGCCAGGACAGUACAUCAGUCAGAGAGGAACAGCAUUAAGAGACACUGAGUGCUCUGACUGCAGUGAGGGAACAUAUUCUGAUGGAACAUUUCCAUCCUGUCAGCCACACACACAAUGUGAAUCAGUGCAUCGUCAGCUGAUAAAAGCAGGGACUGUUUCAAUAGAUGCUGAAUGUGGAGAGCAAAGUUCAGACAGCACAGGACUUGUGGUUGGUGUGGUUGUAGGUCUUAUAGCAGCUGCAGCAGUUGCAGCAGCUGCAGGGUGGUGUAUCAGAAAGAGGAAAAGCAGUGAAGUGCACAGAAAUGAACUCAGCCCAGAGUUUCCUGUACAGAACUGCUGGUCUGCAGUGGAUCAUCAUCUCACACACAUGUUGUGUUGUCACUGUGUGACAGCUCCAGGCUCCUCAUCCAGCAGAUCCCUGAGGAGGAAAGUCUCAGUCAGAGUGUUUCUGUGAUGAAUUCCAGUAGGUCAUCUUCAUGUUGCUGUACGUGAUCUCCUGUGGGGGCCACACAAAGCUCACAGGGGGACCUGAACAUCAGACAGACUGAAAACUUUAUCUG